AUUUUUCAGGGUUCAAAGUCAUGGGGUCGAUGUGUAACGAAGAAAAAGAUGUGGUAUCGAUCGAAGAAAGCAACACUUUCCUUACAGAAACAGGAGUAACUGAUAAAGGAUUACACAAACGUGAGAAAUGGUCAACAAGAGUUGAUUUUCUUCUGGCAUGUGUUGGCUUCUCUGUCGGAUUCGGAAAUGUCUGGAGGUUUCCAUACCUUUGUUACAAGAACGGUGGAGGAGCGUUCCUCAUCCCUUACAUAACAUGUGUGGUGGUGGCCGGAGUACCCCUCUUCUUCCUGGAAGUAGCCAUUGGUCAGUUCAUGGGGGUCAGCGGUUUCAAAGCAUGGAAUAUCUGUCCAUUAUUCCAAGGAAUUGGCGGUGUAACGACCACGGUUGUGUUUUACCUCAACUGUUACUACAACGUGAUCAUAUGUUGGGCACUUUACUACGUGUUCUCCUCCUUCACCUCCGAGCUUCCCUGGAAGUCUUGUGGCCAUGAAUGGAACACAGAACACUGUUAUGACUUUACUGGCGCCAAUAAAACGGUGGUCAAUAUGACAGAGGCUGAUACCAACCUCAUCGUUAACAACACCUGGUCGAAUUCUACCUACAAUGCCACCAAACAUGUUGCAUUGAUUAGAAUCGAUCCCGUCAAUGAGUUUUGGGAGAGAAAAGUGUUAGGUAUAUCAGAUGGGAUUGAGAACACGGGAACCAUAAAGUGGGACCUUGCCCUGUGUCUCCUAUUAGCCUGGGUCAUCGUGUAUGUGUGCAUCUGUAAAGGAAUCCGAUCUUCCGGUAAGGUGAUGUACGUCACUGCGACUGCCCCAUACUUUUUCAUGAUAGCACUUCUCAUACGUAACUCCAUACUGGACGGUGCUAUAGAUGGGGUGAUCUAUUAUCUAAAACCAGAUUUAGCCAAACUUUUGGAUAUUGGGGUUUGGGUUGAUGCCUCGACACAAAUUAUGUGGUCCUAUUCCAUAGGAAUCGGAGCUCUGACAGCUCUCGGCAGCUACAACAAAUUCCACCAUAAUUCUUACAGAGAUGUGACAAUAUUCGCCCUUAUUAACUCUGGCACAAGUAUAUUUGCGGGAUUCCUGAUAUUUACAAUUCUGGGUCACAUGGCGUUCCUCCAGGACACGACGGUGGAUAAAGUAGCGUCGUCAGGUCCCGGUUUGGCUUUCAUUGCUUACCCUAAGGCAGUAUCCCUGAUGCCCGGAGCCCCGGUUUGGUCAGCCCUUUUCUUUAUCAUGUUGAUAUUCCUAGGAAUUGACAGCCAGUUUGUACAAAUGGAAGGGUUCAUUACAGCUGUUGUUGAUCAGUAUGCUCAUGUCCUUCGACGUGGAUACAGGAAAGAGUUAUUCAUAGCUCUCGUGUGUUUUGUAUCGUUUCUCAUAGGACUCAGUAUGGUGUCACAGGGUGGAAUGUAUGUAUUUCAAAUAUUUGAUUAUUAUUCUGGAAAUCGUGUGAUUCUUCUCAUCGCCUUCUCCGAAUGUGUAGCAAUAUCUUGGAUCUACGGUAUUAACCGGUUCUAUGAUAACGUCGAGAUGAUGUUAGGAUGGCGUAUCAAUCGAUAUAUGUGGGUAGCUUGGACAGUGCUGUCGCCGACGUUUUGUGCGGUGUUUUUCCUAAUUGGCACGGUGACGUAUUCAGAACUUGAUUACAAGAGGCCAUUGACCACAUAUCACUAUCCUGACUGGGCUGUUGCUAUCGGCUGGAUCAUGGCGUUGUCGUCUACCGUCUGGGUUCCAACACUCAUCAUUCACAAAUUCGUCAAAUAUGGAUUUUCGAUAAAGACGUUUAAGCUUAUGCUUGUCCCACUCGGUCUAAAGGAACAUCAGCUGAGACCUGAGGACAAAGGAGAAAAAUCGCUCAAAGAUUUACAAAAUGGUGUGAAAUACUGAAUAUCUACACCACCGAACUUACAUCCAACUUUACAUAAAAAUUAUAAGGAAAAUGUAUUUCUCUGGAACUACCGCAUCGAGGUUCAGGAUUCCUAACGUAAACGUUUUCAGAAUAGAAAUGUUCAUUUAUUCUCUCUUUGUCUUUGAACAAUCAAUCUUGUUUAAUUCUAUAUAUAUGAAACGUAAUCCUUACGAUAUUAUCUCACGCUUGAAUCAUCGAAAUAUAUGUUAACAAUUGGUUUAUUCUGAAGUUGAUCUUAAUGAUACAAACUUGCUUAUCUAAUAUGUUAUUAGCUUCGUUCCAUACGUUACAUAGUCCUCUGAUGUAUGAGGACAUCCUAUAACUGAUUUGAAACACUAUUUGUUAUUUAUAACGGUUUGGAAAGUUUAUCAAAAUCAAAGUCAAGUACAUCUGCUCUGAUAUAGACUGUAUAUAUGCAAGUUCUUGUAUACCCUGUAAUCGAAAUUUAUCAGAU
This is a messenger RNA of Ylistrum balloti, 2368 nucleotides long. Its product is annotated as sodium- and chloride-dependent GABA transporter 3-like. The transcript is spliced from 13 exons. The coding region runs from base 21 to 1892 and encodes 623 amino acids. NCBI's taxonomy places the organism in Eukaryota, Metazoa, Mollusca, Bivalvia, Pectinida, Pectinidae. The record is from RefSeq and is a predicted model, not a curated record. Gene Ontology annotation, biological process: sodium ion transmembrane transport. Gene Ontology annotation, cellular component: membrane.